Messenger RNA from Dreissena polymorpha, 9500 nucleotides. RefSeq names its product coiled-coil domain-containing protein 18-like. Bases 222 to 1421 code for a protein of 399 amino acids. The transcript is spliced from 7 exons. The record is from RefSeq and is a predicted model, not a curated record. Lineage: Eukaryota; Metazoa; Mollusca; Bivalvia; Myida; Dreissenidae.
GUGUGAUUGUCAUAGUUACUUGUAACAUCAUUUACAUAAAUACUAUUGAGAAUAUGAAUUAUUGUAGUUUCUAACUCAUUCGUACAUAGUUAACUUAGUUCUAUAGUAUAUAUACUGGAACUAUUUUGUUUGCAACUGAUAAUGACAGAGGUGCUCUUCGGUUCAUUUUGUUGACAUUCGUGACAGACAUUUUGAAAAAGAACGUACUGGUACGUCAAAAAAUGCAGAACUGCUACAACACGGGGGAGAGAAUCCCCAGAGAGAAAAAGUUUGAAUUGGAUGAAAGGCUGGCCAAUAAGCACAUACAGACUUUGCAGUUCGUUCAAGAGGUGGUAAAUGAAAACAAGAUCUUAAAGAAGAAAGUGGAAGAAUUAGAGACUGUUUUGGUACUGUGGUAUGUGGAUGGAUUGCCGGAGAGUCAGGUGCAUUGUGGGGAACUGCAUGCAAUGGCAGAGGAAAGUAAAGAGAAGAUCAAGGUGCUCCAGGAGCAGUACUUGAAGCGAGCUGACGAGAUUAAUGCUAUGAUGGCUGAGAAACAUCGUGCUGAGAUGAUGGGAGUUGUACAGGAAAAAUUGCAACAAGAACAGAAAUACAGCGAAGAAAUAGUGCAGCUGAGGACUGAGAUUGGCCAGUUAGAGAUGACAAACAAGGAAUUGAUGGAGAGAAUACAAGAAUUGACAGGCUCCAGUGAACAAAUGGAGGUUCUAAUGACAGAAAUAGAAGACCAAAAGAGGGUCAUUGCAAACUUGCAAAUGGAGUUGAAUGCUGUUAAAGAUGAAAAUGAGCAGCUUUCGGGCGAAAAGACUUCUCAGUUCUCUCAGAUACAAAGUUUACAGACAUUGAAAUCCCAGAAUGAAGCUCUUGCGCAAGACCUGAAAGCGAUGGCACAUAAAAACAUGGAGCUGCAAUUCAGGGUUUCAAAAUUGGAGGCGGAUUUGAAGGAGGCUUCAAAUACAAAGGACCAAGCAGAACUUAUUGAUAAUUUGAAGACAAAGCUUGCCAAGCUUCAUAAAGAAAGAUCAAUAGCUACAGAAAAGGAGGAGUACUAUCAGAAAAACAUUGGUGAUUUGAAGUAUGAGGUUGAAAAACUGAGAGAGAAAUUACACAGUGCAGAGGUAACAAAGGAUCGAGUAUUGGAUGAGUACCAUAGACUAAAUGCUGAGUUGCAGCAUAUGAAAAAGAACCAAUCCGCAGACAGUCAGAAUAAGAAUUUCAAAGACUUUGUAAAGCUAAAGCGUGAAGUUGUUAAUUUGAAGGAGGAGAAUUCUGAGCUUAAGCAACUCCACAAAGCAGUUUUUACUACCGGGAGUAAUACUCAUUUGCCUAUGCUGAGAUUUGAACACGAUGUACCUGUUGUGAAAUCUUCUGCUAGUAAAACUAGUACUAAAUCAAAAAAAUCUGUAAGCGUUACUUCUCAAUAACUGCAUGACUCUGAAUGUAAAACUUCAUUCCUUGAAUAACUCUGAAGGAUUUUGUUGCAGCUAUAUUGGCAGUAUUGUUCAAAUAAAUGUUGUACAACCAAACAUUGUAUGUAUUGGUAUGUGCAUCUAACAUGAUGUUCAAAGCUUUAUACAUGUGGAUAUUGUGCAACUUAUGACAGCUGUCAUGUUGUUCAUUUCAUUGAAGUCUCAGUUGCUUUAUGACUGUGCAAUGACUGCUGUUCUGUAGAAGCAGGUUUGCUUUUACAAUUGGAAGGAGUGAUUUUAGAUUUUAGAUUCUAAUUGUCAAGUUUUAUACUUUUUCAUGCCACUUUCCUCUGUUUUUUAGCUCACCUGUCACGAAGUGACAUGGUGAGCUUAUGUGACCGUGUGAUGUCUGGCGUCCAUUGUGUGUGCGUGUGUGCGUGCAUCCGUCAACAAUUUGUGUGUGUAGACAGUAGAGGUCAGUUUUCAUCCAAUCUUUAUGAAAUUUGGUCAGAAAGUUUAUCUUGAUGAAAUCUGGGUUGGGAUUGUAUUUGGGUCAUCUGGGGUCAAAAACUUGGUCACUAGGUCAAAAACUAGGUGACAUAAUAGGUCAAAUAAUAGAAAACCUUGUAUAGACAAUAGAGGUCACAGUUUUCAUCCAAUCUUUAUGAAAUUUGAUCAGAAUAUUUAUCUUGAUGAAAUCUGGGUUGGGAUUGUAUUUGGGUCAUCUGGGGUAAAAAACUAGGUCACUAGGUCAAAUAAUUGAAAAAUCAUCAACAAUUUGUUUGUGUAGACAGUAGAGGUCACAGUUUUCAUCCAAUGUUUAUGAAAUUUGGUCAGAAUGUUUAUCUUUAUGAAAUCUGGAUUGGGAUUGUAUUUGGGUCAUCUGGGGUCAAAAACCAGGUCACUAGGUCAAAAACUAGGUCAAAUAAUAGAAAAACCUUAUGUAGACAAUAGAGGUCGCAGUUUUCAUCCAAUCUUUAUGAAAUUUUGUCAGAAUGUUUAUCUUGAUGAAAUCUGGCUUGGGAAUAUAUUUGGGUCAUCUGGGGUCAAACACUAGGUCACUAGGUCAAAAACUAUGUAAAAAAAUAGAAAAACCUUGUGUAUACAAUAGAGGUCACAGUUUUCAUCCAAUCUUUAUGAAAUUUGGUCAGAAUGUUUAUCUUGAUGAAAUCUGGCUUGGGAAUGUAUUUGGGUCAUCUGGGGUCAAAAACUAGGUCACUAUGUCAAAACUAGGUCAAAAAAUAGAAAAACCUUGUGUAGACAAUAGAGGUUGCAGUUUUCAUCCAAUCUUUAUGAAAUUUGGUCAAAAUGUUUAUCUUGAUGAAAUCUGGGUUGGGAUUGUAUUUGGGUCAUCUGAGGUCAAAAACUAGGUCACUAGGUCAAAUAAUAGAAAAACCGUCAACAAUUUGUUUGUGUAGACAGUAGAGGUCACAGUUUUCAUCCAAUCUUUAUGAAAUUUGGUAAGAAUGUUUAUCUUGAUGAAAUCUGGGUUGGGAUUGUAUUUGGGUCAUCUGGGCUCAAAAACUAGGUCACUAGUUCAAAAACUAGGUCAGUAGGUGAAAUAAUAGAAAAACCUUGUAUAGACAAUAGAGGUUGCAGUUUUCAUCCAAUCUUUAUGAAAUUUGGUCAGAAUGUUUAUCUUGAUGAAAUCUGAGUUGGGAUUGUAUUUGGGUCAUCUUGGGUCAAAUACUAGGUCACUAGGUCAAAUAAUAGAAAAACCUUGUGUAGACAAUAGAGGUCACAGUUUUCAUCCAAUCUUCAUGAAAUUUGGUCAGAAUAUUUGUCUUGAUGAAAUCUGGGUUGGGAUUGUAUUUGGGUCACCUGGGGUCAAAAACUAGAUCAAUGGGUCAAAUAUUAAAAAAACAUUGUGUAGACAAUAGAGGUCACAGAUUUCAUCCAUUCUUUAUUAAAUUUGGUCAGAAUGUUUAUCAUGAUGAUAAAUGGGUUGAGAAUGUAUUUGGUUAGUCAUGUGAGUGAUUCAGGGCCAUCAUGGCCCUCUUGUUGUUUUGAUUUUUGUCUGUGAUAUUAUGAAUUGAAGUAAACCACCAGUUUGUAUGCUGUUAAAGUAAAAGAGUCAUUUAUUUUAUUUUUUCCCACAUACAUAUUUAAUAUUAUUAGCUUUGUGUUAUGUAUUCCAUGAUGUAUUAAAUUGCUUUAUGAACAACACUUUUAUUCAAAACUUGACUAUUAUUUAAACUAGUUAUUAUUUUGUGCAAUAGGUUUAGUUUUUUCAUCUUUUCAGCUUUGGUGAAUUCAUAACACUGUACUACAAAAUCAACCUCUCUUUGUGACUGCCAUUUUUGAAAUUAAAUUUUGUGUUGUUUUUUUUACCUCUAAAGAAGGGCAUAUGAAAAUCACACAGUAUGUCUCUUAGUCAAUUUCUAUAUUUUGUUAUAGGUAUACAUUGUCCAUCAAGGUUAAUUUAAUUUAUUAUGCUCCCUGAAAAUUUUCAGUGGAACAUAUAGUUGCCAGUUUGUCCUUCCUUACUUCCUUCCUUACUAACAUAUUUCCUUCCGUCACUCUUUUGUUACAGUUUCUCAUAGCGCCUUCAAUAUUUUACCGAUCUCUUACAUAUUUGGCAUGUAGGUAACUUGCAUGGACCUCUACUUUUUAUGAGGUUUGAGGUCACUGGGUUCAAGGUCACCAAGGCUAAUAAUAGAUUUUCUCAAGGUCAAACUUUGGUUACAGUUUGCGUUGGAGUUCCAUUUUAAAGAAAUAGUGAGUGUAUACUAUUAUUGUCAUUAAUUAUUAUAAAUACCUGUUUACUUUAUUAUGAACAUAGAAGAUGCAUCCAUCGUUUUCAAUGAUACUUGUUUUCAAUACUAUCCACAUUUACUUGAAACUUAAAAUCCUUUUUGUUGACAUCUAUGUAUUACUUUAGGUGGUGUACCAAUCACUUGGUCGGAGUAAACUGUAUUAACCCUUAACCACUAAGAUAAGUAUUUAGAUGCAUUUGUAGUCCCUUAGAAAGUUACAUUUAAUUAAAUACCUUUCUUACUAAAUUUAAGUUUAAAAGGCGUCAUUUCCUACCCUUAGUUACUGAUGAGCAGCAAACAGCAUAAAACCUCAACAGACUGCGAGUUACUUGCAGGGUGUUCUGGUCUUAUGCUGGUUGCAAAAGCCAUUUUCACUUUGCUUUUUAUGGGGGAAAGGGUCAAGUCUUUACAACUUCAUAGUAAUAUAGAUCCCAUUGAGCUGAAUUGCAUGGCACAAGAACCUUAAUAAUGCAUCACAUGUUUUAGACUCAUUUCACUUUGUCCAAAGUCGUACUUUAUUAUCCCCCGCCAUAGGCGGAGGAAUAUUGUUUUGGCAUUGUCCGGUCCGUCCGUCCGAAUCCAUAUCUUGGAAGUGCUUUGGCAGAUUUCAUUGAAACUUGGUCUGAGUAUAUAUAUGGAUAAGAGGAUGAUGCAAGCCAAAUGUCAUUGUACACCAUCUGUUAAUAACGGAAUUAUGGCCCUUUGUAUCUUGAAAAAAUGCUAUUUUGAGUGUCAAAUAUAACACUUUUGUGUCCAGAAGCAUAUUGGCUGGGGAUAUCAAUUCAACGAAAUUGCUUGUUUUUUUACGCUUUGAAGGAUUAAAAAAACUUAAAUCUUUGAGCAAUUUAGACAAUGUGCUGAAGACAUCCAUUCAGUUAUUUCAUCAUAGGAUAAGGUUAUGGGUCAAGGUUAAAAUUUGGACCGUCCAUUUUCAUUUGGACUCCAUAUAGCCUACUAGUAUGUCAUUUGAAUGGUUUUCAUAAAACAUGGGGACAAUGUUUAGAUCAUUGAGACUUUGUGUACCAGUCAUAAGUCAGUCAUUUGGACCACCCAUUUUCAUUUGGACUCCAUAUAGCCUACUAGUAUGUCAUUUGAAUGGUUUUCAUAAAACAUGGGGACAAUGUUUAGACCAUUGAGACUUUGUGUACAAGUCAUAAGUCAGUCAAGGUCAAGGUCAUACUUUAAGGACAAUAGUUAAGCCUUUAUUAUGCUAAAAUUUUAAAAUAAAUUUUGGGGGUCAACAUAAUUAUAUCGCUGCUUCGUCUGUCCGUGCGUGCAUGUGUAUGUCUGUCCGUCCGUCCGUGCACAAUUUUUGUCCGGGCUAUUUCUCAGCAACUAAUGACCGGAAUUCAAUGAAACUUUAUUGGAAGCUUCACUACCAAGGAGAUGUGCAUAUUAUCAGCGGGUUCUGGUCGGAUGAUUUUUCACAGAGUUAUGGUCCUUUGAAAUUUUCUAUAAAAAAAUUCUUGUCCCCCUCAACUACUGUGCCCUCAAGACGUUUCCUUUUAUCUGAAUAUAUAGUGCAAUAUUGUGACAAAAAAAAACUUUGGGGAGCAUCACCAGUCUCCGAUGGUUUCUUGAUGUUUAACAAAUUGGUUUAAUCUCCUUAUAUAUUGAAAGAUUGUAAUGUCAUUCAGAAGAUGUCCAGAAGUUAAUGGGUCAAUCUUGCUUGCUCAAUAUCAAAAUCUUGAUGGAGGAUGCAGAUGUCUCUUAGACUGUCUUGCAUAGUUUUAGGCCUGAAAUUGUUGCACAGCAUAAUUACAUGCCUUGUACAUGCCUGUUGUUUUUUAGCUCGAUUAUUAUAUAUGAAAUAUAUAUAGUGGAGCUAUCCUACUCACCCGGGCGUCGGCGGUUCCGUUUCCGCUAGCGUUAGCGUGCAAAUGUUAAAGUUUUCGUACUUCCCCAAUUAUUUUCAUUGUCCCUUGACAUAUUGCUUGCAUAUUUUGCAUACUUGUUUACCAACAUGACCCCAACCUAUAAACAAGAGCAGACAACUCUAUCAAGCAUUUUUUCAUUAUUAUGGACCCUUUUCCACUUAGAAUAUGCAGCAAAUGUUAAAGUUUGCGUACUACCCCAAAUAUUUUCAAUGUCCCUUGACAUAUUGCUUUCAUAUUUGUAUACUUGUUUACCAUCAUGACCCCAACUUAUAAACAAGAGCAGGCAACUGUACAAAGCAUAUUGACAGAAUUAUGGACCCUUUUAUACUUAGAUAAUUGAACAUUUUGCUUAAAUUGCCAUAACUUCUUUAUUUAUGAUCAGAUUUAAUUAAUACUUUGACAAAACAACACUUACCUGAAUACCACAAUGGAUUCCACCCAAACAAUACCGUACGCCCCAACCCAGAAUCCCUGCCCCCCCCCCCCCACCCCCCCCCCAAUUUUUUUUUCCUUUAUAGCUCACCUGAUUGCUCAUGUGAGCUUUUGUGACCGGUCUUUGUCCGUCAGUCCGUCCGUCCAUUAACAUUUGCUCGUAAACACUCUAGAGGCCACAUUUCUUGUCCCAUCUUCAUGAAACUUGGUCAGAAGCUUUGUCCCAAUGAAAUCUCAGCCGAGUUCGAAUGCCUGGUCAAAAACUAGGUCACUAGGUCAAAAAAAAGAAAAACCUUGUUAACACUGUAGAAGUCACAUUUCAUGCCCAAUCUUCAUGUAACUUUGUCAAAAUGUUUGUCUUAAUGAUAUCUUGGUUGAGUUCAAAAGUGGUUCCGAUCUGUUGAAAAACAUGGCCCCCAGUGGGCGGGGCAGUUUUCUUAAUUUGGCUAUAGAGAAACCUUGUAAACACUCAAGAAGUCACAACUUUUGCCCAAUCAUCAUGAAAGUUGGUCAAAACAUUGGUUCAAUUUAUGCUCAGACGAGUUCGAAAAUGGUCGAUAUCGGUGAAAAAACAUGGCCGCCAGUGGGCGGGGCAUUUUUCUCUAAUUGUAUAUAGUGGCAGUUUUCCCUAUUUGGCUAUAGAGAAACCUUGUAAUCACUCUAGAAGUCACAAGUUUUGCUAAAUCAUCAUGAAAGUUGGUCAAGACAUUGGUUUGAUUGAUAUCCCGGACGAGUUUGAAAAUGGUCGGGAUCAGUGAAAAUACAUGGCCGCCAGUGGGCGGGGCAUUUUUCUCUAUAUGUUUAUAGUGAAAACAUGUGAACACAGUAGUAGUCACAUUUUUGGCCCAAUUUUCAUGAAAUUUGUUCAGAACAUUUGUUUCCUUGAUACGAGAGUUGAGUUAAAAAAUGGUUCCGGUCAGUUUAAUAACAUGACUGCUGGGAGGGGGGCAGUUUUCUCAUUAUGGCCCCCCCCCCCCUUUCGAAGAAGAGGGGGUAUAUUGUUUUGCUCAUGUUGGUCCAUCCGUCCACCAGAUGGUUUCCGGAUGAUAACUCAAGAGCGCUUAUGCCAAGGAUCAUGAAACUUCAUAGGUACAUUGAUCAUGACUCGCAGAUGACUCCUAUUGAUUUUCAGGCCACUAGGUCAAAGGUCAAGGUGACGAAGACCCGAAAUAGUAAAAUGGUUUCUGGAUGAUAACUCAAGAACCCUUAUGCCUAGGAUCUUGAAACUUCAUAGAUAAAUUGAUCAUGACUCGCAGAUGACCCCUAUUGAUUUUCAGGUCACUAGGUUAAAGGUCAAGGUCACGGUGACCCAAAGCAGUAAAAUGGUUUUUCGGAUGAUAACUCAAGAAUGCUUAUGCCUAGGAUAAUGAAACUUCAUAGAUACAUUGAUCAUGACUCGCAGAAAACCUCUUUUGAUUUUCAGGUCACUAGGUCAAAGGUUAAGGUCACGAUGACCCGAAAUAGUAAAAUGGUUUCCGGAUGAUAACUCAAGAACGCUUAGGCCUAGGAUCAUGAAACUUCAUAGGUACAUUGAUCAUAACUCGUAGAUGACCCGUAUUGAUUUUCAGGUCACUAGGUAAAAGGUCAAGGUCACGCUGACCCGAAAUAGUAAAAUGGUUUCCGGAUGAUAACUCAAGAACGCUUAGGCCUAGGAUCAUGAAACUUCAUAGGUACAUUGAUCAUGACUCGAAGAUGACCCCUAUUGAUUUUCAGGUCACUAGGUCAAAGGUCAAGGUCACGCUGACCUGAAAUAGUAAAAUGGUUUCUUGAUGAUAACUCAAGUACGCUUAUGCCUAGGAUAAUGAAACGUCAUAGGCACAAUGAUCAUGACUCGCAGAUGACCCCUUUUGAUUUUCAGGUUACUAGGUCAAAGGUCAAGGUCACGUUGACCUGAAAUAGUUAAAUGGUUUCUGGAUGAUAAUUCAAGAAGGCUUAUGCCUAGGUUUAUGAAACUUCAUAGGUAUAUUGAUAAUGACUCGCAGGUGACUAUUGAUUAUAAGGUCACUAGGUCAAAGGUCAAGGUCACAGUGCCAAAAAACGUAUUCACGCAAUGGCUGUCAAGGUCACUGUGACUCAACUUAGAAAAAUGGUUUCCAGAUGAUAACUCGAGAAUGCUUACGCCUAGGAUCAUAAAACUUCAUAGGUACAUUGAUCAUUACUCGCAGAUUAAAUAAUUAUGAAACUUGACCAGGAUGUUUGUCUGGACAAUAUUUAGGUCAAGUUUGACAUUUGGUAAAGAUUGAAUAAACGGACUCCUCUCAGGUGAGCGAACUAGGGCCAUCUUGGCCCUCUUGUGCCCUACAUUAUUCCCCCCUCUCAACCCCCCCUCUCCCCUAACCCCCACCAAUUUUUUUUCUCCUUUUUUUUAUUUUUGAAACAUCGUCUAAUAAAUGACCCCACCCCACAUUAUACCCCACUGUCAACUCCCCCUACCCCCACACACACAAAAAUAUUUAUUUUUUCCUUUUUUUAUUUUUGAAAGAUCGUCUAAUAAAUUAUUGAAUAUGAACAAUUUCCCCAUCAUGGCUUACGUUAUACUGUCAAGCACGCUAAUAGUCGAGCGCGCUGUCCUCUGACAGCUCUUGUUAGACUAGCUGUUAAAAUAUAACCUGGUAGAAUUAAUGACAUUGUGUGGUUUAAAAAAAUGUGUGACACUUCCUUUUUAUUGAAAUAUAGUUGUGAUAGAUUAAUGAUCUAGCUUGUAUGCUUUAGUUUGAUUUAAUAGUAGAUGUUCUAGUGCUUUUCUGCUGAAGUGCAAAUCUGUAUUUGUCAUGUUUUUGUUAGUUAGUUUGUUGUUAAUAUGUUGUAACUUUGGAUGUUUUGUUUCUUGAUAGCCUUAAGGGUUCAUCAUUAUCACGCAUGCCAUGAUGAGGGAUAAACCCUUCUGGCAUUCAAUAUAUGAUCAUUGUUUAAAAUGUUUUUGUUUCUAGUAGUUCGAUGCUAACUGGAUUGUGGACAGGGGAAGUAAACACAAUGAAAUAAUUAAUAAUUUGAGCUUGUUGUUUACAUAAAACUGUUAUAACUACAAA